AUGUUAAGAUCCACUCUUAGCAGUUGGAGAGAGUAUCUAACACCAGUAAGCCAUAAAUCUACAUUCCUCUCGACGGGUCAGGUCACUCCAGAAGAGUUUGUAGAGGCAGGAGACUAUCUUUGCCACAUGUUUCCAACAUGGUCAUGGAAUGAGACAAGCAACGAUAUUGUGUACAAAGAAUUUUUGCCUAAGGAUAAACAAUUUCUGGUUAGUCGAAAAGUUCCCUGCGGUGAGAGAGCCCAAGGUAUUAUAGGAGCCCUUUCACAAGCCAAGGAGUCGGAGUUUUUUGAUGACUACAACGAUAAGAAUUCUACCGAUGAAGGAUGGUUGCUCGAAGGAGAAGGCCUCAGCUCGACAAAGGAGGCAGGCUUUGAUUCCACGAGUGCAGAAAUAAAUGAUAUUGAUGAGAUGAUGAAAGAGAUGGAGAUUGAAGGCGAUAACGACGACACUGUAGACCUUCCUGUGAAAGAAGGUGAAAGAUAUUAUGAUUUAUAUAUAACGUACUCUACGUCGUAUCGAGUACCCAAGAUGUACAUCGUUGGAUUCAGCGGCAGUGGUGCUCCAUUGACACCAAAUCAAAUGUUUGAGGAUAUUGCUCCGGAUUAUAGAACAAAGACUGCCACAAUUGAGAAAUUACCUUUUUAUAAAAGCUCAACACUUUCGGUAUCCAUCCAUCCCUGUAAACACGCCAACGUUAUGAAAAUAUUGCUAGAUAAGGUGCGCAUUGUCAAGCGGAGAAGAAGAAAGGAACAAGAGCAAGUGCAAAGCCAGCAUAAUGACGACUGGGAAGAUCUGCAAAACGAUUUUGAUGACUCAUUGCGUGUUGAUCAAUAUCUAGUCGUUUUCUUAAAAUUCAUAACGAGUGUUACACCGAGUAUAGAACACGACUACACCAUGGAGGGGUGGUGA
Molecule: messenger RNA, 909 nt
Organism: Zygotorulaspora mrakii
Lineage: Eukaryota; Fungi; Ascomycota; Saccharomycetes; Saccharomycetales; Saccharomycetaceae
Gene: ATG3
Product: Atg3p
Exons: 1
Coding region: 1-909 (302 amino acids)
Biological process (GO): autophagy of mitochondrion; nucleophagy; autophagosome assembly
Cellular component (GO): cytoplasmic ubiquitin ligase complex; cytosol
Molecular function (GO): Atg8-family ligase activity
Source: RefSeq, a predicted model, not a curated record